This is a messenger RNA of Otolemur garnettii (small-eared galago), 2835 nucleotides long. It is a transcript of the gene ADGRL4, whose product is annotated as adhesion G protein-coupled receptor L4. The record is from RefSeq and is a predicted model, not a curated record. Gene Ontology annotation, cellular component: membrane. Gene Ontology annotation, molecular function: calcium ion binding; G protein-coupled receptor activity. Bases 50 to 2266 code for a protein of 738 amino acids. Gene Ontology annotation, biological process: adenylate cyclase-activating G protein-coupled receptor signaling pathway; cell surface receptor signaling pathway. The transcript is spliced from 16 exons. NCBI's taxonomy places the organism in Eukaryota, Metazoa, Chordata, Mammalia, Primates, Galagidae.
CACCGACCGCGCUCCGCACCGCUGCUCCGCCACCUCCGCGCCGCCGCCAAUGAAACUCCUGUCGCUCUUAGUGGGUUUUUCCACUUUGUUGAACUCUUCCUACACUCAAAAUUGCACCAAGGCACCUUGUCUCCCAAACGCAAAAUGUGAAAUCCGUAAUGGGAAGGAAGGCUGCUACUGCAACAUGGGCUUUUCAGGAAACGGUGUCACAGUCUGCGAAGAUGAUAAUGAAUGUGGGAAUUUAACCCAGUCCUGUGGUGAAAACGCUAAUUGCACUAAUACCGAGGGAAGUUACUAUUGUAUGUGUGCCCCUGGUUUCAGAUCCAGCAGUAACCAGGACAGAUUCAUCACGAAUGAUGGAACCAUCUGCAUAGACGAGUGCAGUGAAUCAGCUGUCUGUGGUGAUCAUGCAGUUUGUGAAAACGUGAACGGUGGGUACAACUGCUCCUGCAAGGAAGGUUAUCACACAGCCACGGGAAGAUCCCAGUUCACAGCUAAUGAUGGCACUUACUGCCAAGAAGAUGUGAAUUCAAACUGCUAUUUAGAUAAUGCCUGUAUUGCUACAAAUAUUAAUAAAACUUUAUCAAAAAUUAGGCCCAUCAAAGAACCUGUGGCUUUGCUACAAGAAGUCUAUAGAAGUUCUGCGACAGACCUGUCACCGAUGGAUAUCAUUACAUACAUAGAAAUAUUAGCUGAACUGUCCCCAUUGCUAGGUUACAUGAAUAACACUGUCUCAACCAAGGACACCCCUCCUAAUACAACUCUUACUGAAUUUGUAAAAACGAUGAAUAAUUUCAUUCAAAAGGAUACCUUUAUGAUUUGGGACAAGUUACCUACACAUCGCAGGCAAACUCAUCUUACAAAACUCAUGCACACAGCUGAGCAGGCUACCUUGAGGAUAACUCAGAGCUUCCAAAAGACCACCCAGUUUGAUGCUAAUUCAAGCGAUGUAGCUCUCAAAGUUUUCUUCCUUGACCCAAAUCACAUGACACAUAUUCAUCCUCAUAUGAAAGUGGAUGGAGAUUAUAUCAAUAUAUUUCCAAAGAAAAGAGCCUCAUUUGACUCAGAUGGCAAUGUUGCAGUGGCAUUUUUAUAUUAUAAGAGUAUGGGUCCCCUGCUGUCAUCAUCCAACACCAUCUUUUUGGAACCCCAAAAUUAUGAUAAUUCGGAAGAGGAAGAAAAAGUCAUCUCUUCAGUCAUUUCAGUCUCAAUCAGCUCAAACCCACCCACAUUGUAUGAACUUGAAAAAAUAACAUUUACAUUAAGUCACCUUAAGACCACAGGCAGGUAUAGGAGUCUGUGUGCCUUCUGGAAAUACUCGCCUGAUACCAUGAAUGGCAGCUGGUCUUCAGAGGGCUGUGAGCUGACCUACUCCAAUGAGACCCACACCUCUUGCCGGUGUAAUCACCUGACCCAUUUUGCAAUUCUGAUGUCAUCUGGUCAUUCCAUUGGCAUUAAAGAUUAUAAUAUUCUUACAAGGAUCACUCAGCUCGGAAUAAUUAUUUCACUGAUUUGUCUUGCCAUAUGCAUUUUUACCUUCUGGUUCUUCAGUGAAAUUCAAAGCACUAGGACAACAAUUCACAAAAAUCUCUGUUGCAGCCUGUUUCUUGCUGAACUUGUUUUUCUUGUUGGGAUCAAUACAAAUACCAAUAAGCUCUUCUGCUCAAUCAUUGCUGGGCUGCUGCACUACUUCUUUUUAGCUGCCUUUGCGUGGAUGUGCAUUGAAGGCAUACACCUCUAUCUCAUCGUGGUGGGAGUCAUCUACAACAAGGGAUUUUUGCACAAGAAUUUUUAUAUCUUUGGCUAUCUCAGCCCAGCGGUGGUGGUUGGAUUUUCAGCGGCAUUAGGAUACAGAUAUUACGGCACCACCAAAGUAUGUUGGCUUAGCACCGAAAACAACUUUAUUUGGAGUUUUAUCGGACCAGCAUGCCUAAUCAUUCUUGUUAAUCUCUUGGCUUUUGGAGUGAUCAUAUAUAAAGUUUUUCGUCACACUGCAGGAUUGAAACCAGAAGUGAGUUGCUAUGAGAACAUAAGGUCUUGUGCAAGAGGAGCCCUCGCUCUCCUGUUCCUCCUGGGCACCACCUGGAUCUUUGGGGUCCUGCACGUGGUGCAUCCCUCCGUGGUGACAGCUUACCUCUUCACGGUCAGCAAUGCCUUCCAAGGGAUGUUCAUCUUCUUAUUCCUGUGUGUUUUAUCUAGAAAGAUUCAGGAAGAGUAUUAUAGAUUGUUCAAAAAUGUCCCUUGUUGCUUCGGAUGCUUGAGGUAAACACGGAGAACACAGAUAAUUACAGCUGCACAAAAGCCAAAAAACUGUGGAUGAUCAGUGCACAAAACUGACUCAAUCUAAUCAUUCAGCUAUGAAUUACCAGAUAAUCAAAUACUAGAAAUCAGUUUUUUCUGUUUACAGCAUAGGAACUGUAGAUAAUAAGAGGUGAAAUUAUGUCCCGUCUAGCAGUAGUGCACUUUCCUACACGACAUAGUUUGCUAUGUCAAAAACAGUACUGCAGAUAUUUGGAAAGUAAUUGGUUUCUCAGGAGUGAUAUCACUACACCCAAGGAAAGAUUUUCUUUCUAACACAAGAAAUAUACGAACGUCCUGAAGGAAACCACUGGCUUGAUAUUUCUGUGACUCAUGUUGCCUCUGAAACGAGUCCCCUACCACCUUGGUAAUGAGCUCCGUUAUAGAAAGCGGAGCAGGGGAGAGCGAAGGGGCUGACUGUGAAACGGGGGACAGGGAGAGGCUGUGAUAACAAGGAGCUGUAUUUUCAGUGAACUUGCUUUUCUGUAAACUAGAUGAGAAACUGUCGAGAAUUGAAUAAAGAAUUGAAGAAACACA